Thalassophryne amazonica is the source of this 341-nucleotide messenger RNA. RefSeq names its product TNFAIP3-interacting protein 3-like. The record is from RefSeq and is a predicted model, not a curated record. Bases 12 to 341 code for a protein of 109 amino acids. Lineage: Eukaryota; Metazoa; Chordata; Actinopteri; Batrachoidiformes; Batrachoididae. The transcript has 5 exons.
UAGGUGACCACAUGGUAGUCGGCCAACCAGAGCAGAAACCAGAGAGAAGCAACCGACUGUAUCCAUCGCUGACAAGCACACAGAAGCACAAAGAUGUUAUGAUUGACACAGAAAACAGUCAUGCAACUGCAGCUCACCAUCAUGAAAGUCUGCAAGAAUGCACACAGUCACAAACAUCUUCUGCCAGCACUGAUAGUCAGAUGAAAGCGCAGAUUCAUAUACUGGAGGAACAAAGACGAGAACUUCUUUCUAUUAAUGAAAAAUGGGCAAAGGAAUACCAAACCAUGGUGCAGUAUUACAAAGACAAGGUCCAGCAUCUAAAAUUGCUACUUCCAACAUGA